AUGUUUAUCGUAUACUGUCUGUGCUGGUGGUUCAUCGCCUGCAACCAAGCACUGGGCCAAUUGCAGACUUUUACUCCAGCAGGAGAAAAUGGAAUAACAUACAGCGUAAAUGUCCCUGAAUCAACUGCCGGCUCCGGCUCUGGGCCCAUUUUCAUUCAGAUGCGAUCCACUAAAGCAGUACAGUGGUUCGCAUGGGGUCAAGGAGCCGUGAUGCAAGGAGCCAAUAUAUUCAUCGUCUAUGCGAGUGGGAGCAAUAUCACCGUCUCGCCACGGCUGGGGUUCGAGCACGUUGAGCCUCUUUACAACCCCCAGGCUCGAUUCUCAAUCCUCAAUGGCAGUGGAAUCAGCAAUGGAAUCAUCACAGCAAAUAUACGGUGCGAUAGCUGUAUCACCUGGCCUGGUGGCCAUGAGGAUGUGACCAGCUCGUCCAGCCCCUGGAUAUGGGCUGUGAAGCAGGGUCCCAUGCUAGGAUCAGACAGUGUCUCGGCGACUAUCACUAUCCAUGAUCUCUCCGGUGUUGCAACCGUCAACAUGAAGCAGGCAACCGGUGGCAGCUCUGAGAACCCGUUUCUCGGUGGAUCAAUGUCGUCAAAUUCCAGCUCCGCGCAGGCCGGCCAAACCAUCAACUCGUCGUCCGUCACGACGAAAAGAAUCGUGCACGCUGUCUUCAUGAUCGUCGCUUUCGUUCUCCUCUUCCCCUUAAUCGCCCUUGGAGUCCCUCUUUUCCCGUCCUCCAGGACAGUGGAUAUCCACGCCUGUCUGCAGCUCUGCACCCUUACGAUAGUAAUCGCAGGAUUCGGCCUCGGAAUCUCAAUGGCCAAGAGCCUCCAUCUCGUGAACUAUUACCAUCCCAUUAUUGGCAUUGUAGUUGUUUCAUCCCUAAUCCUAUUUCAGCCAGCGAUGGGUCUCAUCCAGCAUUGGUAUUUUCGCCGGUCGGGGAAGAAGAGUAUCGCCGCCUAUGUUCAUCGGUGGUUGGGUCGUACGUUCAUCACUCUGGGGAUAAUCAAUGCGGGGCUUGGCUUUCGUCUCACGGGCAUUGGGACUUCUAUAGCUCCUACUGGGGCGGUGAUUGCAUAUGGCGUCGUUGCUGGACUUGUCUGGGUUAGCUAUGUGUUGAUAAUUAGCUUCCUCACUUACAGGGCGCGUCAAUCUCGGAGCAAGUGA
This is a messenger RNA of Aspergillus udagawae, 1164 nucleotides long. RefSeq names its product cytochrome and DOMON domain-containing protein. The transcript has a single exon. NCBI's taxonomy places the organism in Eukaryota, Fungi, Ascomycota, Eurotiomycetes, Eurotiales, Aspergillaceae. The record is from RefSeq and is a predicted model, not a curated record. The coding region runs from base 1 to 1164 and encodes 387 amino acids.